Molecule: messenger RNA, 2634 nt
Organism: Microplitis demolitor
Lineage: Eukaryota; Metazoa; Arthropoda; Insecta; Hymenoptera; Braconidae
Exons: 8
Coding region: 135-2078 (647 amino acids)
Source: RefSeq, a predicted model, not a curated record
UUCACCAUCACUAAAUUUUGGGUAUAUAAAUCGAGGAUAAUCUCAGUUGAAUUCAUUGUAACAAAUAAUUGACUCCAUUGUCAGUUCGAAUAGAUUAUUUGUUUGAAUGUAAUUAUUAGAUCACAUCAAAUAAGAUGGUUUCAAAGUUUGGAUCAUCGAUCGUUCGAUCGAUGUUCCUGAUUAUUUGUUCGGCAUCGUUGAUUGCUGAUGUCGAAUCGAUAAUAAUUAUCGGAGAUGUGGUCGAUUUAAUUAACGAUGUUACCUCACUAAUUACCGGUAUGGAUGGUCUUAUUGAUUUAAUAAAAAAUGACGACAGCGAUGAAAUAUUUCAAAACAAAGUAACAAAUAAACUCGACAAUAUUUAUAACGCGUGUUUGAAGAUUGAUGAAGUAAAAGACCAAAUUAGAAACUUGACUUCUGUCGUGGAUGCAAACGCCAUCCGUGUUAUUUCGGAAAUCGCUUUGAGAGAAGACAUGAACUACGUAUUAGAAAUAAAUGAUAUAUUGAAUAUAAUUGAGACUAGAUAUAAAAAUGAUUUUUCAAAGGUUUAUAACCAAAUCAAAAACUAUCGUCAUGAAUCAAUCGAUACAUAUAUUUCCUCAAUUAUUGAUAACGAUGACAUGAAAGAUAAACUAACGCGUAUUUUAAGGGCCACUAGGUUGGCUACUAGAAAUCACUUUUAUGCAGGAAAAAAUAUUUUUGAAAUAGCUGUCGCUUAUUCGAAAAAUGAGAGAAAUUAUCAUCGGGAUUGCAAUGAUAUAUCUGCUUACGAUAAAUUAUACAAUUUUUAUAAAUAUAUUGUGGGAACUGUCACCCAAGGGUACACUAUGAUAAUAAUGGCUUUUGAGUAUCGUAAACUGAAAUCAUCCGAUCCGACUUUCUAUAAGAAUAGGCAACACGAGUAUCUUAACAUUUUUAAACAAACUGUCAUUCAAAUAACUGAAUCUGUACAGCAUUAUUUGGACUUGAAUAAUAACAUAAACUUUAAAUCGUCAAUUUCUUGUGAUCCACAAUCAUGGAAAGAAGGAGAAAAUUAUAUACGAAUCAAAAACUAUGCAUCAAUUAGAAGUUUAAGCACCGCUUCGGAUGAUUUCAUACACUCAGGUCCUGAUCCAAGAGGGAUCGAAUAUGAAUGUAAAGAUUUUGCUCAAUAUCUAGAUUGGGCUAUCCCAGAACUUAUUGCCACUCAACAUUGUCCAGGUGUAUUUAUCAGAAGAGCAACCUGUGCAUAUUCAGAAUUCACAGAUUUUGCUACCCGAAUGAUGGUUAGAAAAUGUGUUUUAGGUUUUUUUCCAAUGUUACACGAACACUGUUUUUGUGAUGAUAAUUCCGAUCCCGUUCUGAGUGUUCGUAAAUUAAGUUUAUUAAUGCAAACAUGCAGAAUUGAAAGAAGAGAAGUUGUAACAAAUACGCGAUUCCAUGUUCAAGAUGGCAUAAUUAGCAUCGAAAUUCAAUGUGGGGUGUUUGUUAACGGUAAAGUUGAUCCUAAUACUCUUAGAUGGAAUACAGAUGAUAGACGUUACACAAGAGCAAAUCAUCCAGACUAUGUUGUGCUUUCUGGAACAUUGAGAUCAUUUAAUCUGGAUGAUGUUUUAUUACCUGACGGAGAAUUUGUGACGGGUGUUAAGUUUGAAAAAUUGAACAAUAACCAUUUUUCGUUAGUUCUACGAGGAACUGAAAUGUAUGAUUCUAAUAACCGAAUUAUCAGUGGAAAAACUAGUUUACGCUUUCCUCAAAAUACCGGAAAUUCCAGAGUGAAUAUAGAUUUAUAUCAACUUAGUACACCUCUGGAUAUAAAUACACAAACUUAUGAAAUGAGUCAAUCGGGACGUCAUUACGUCGAUUUAACAAUAUCUCAAUUUUCAGAUAAGUAUCAAAAUAACGCGGUAAUGCCAUUUUUAGAUAUGCAACCGGUCAAUGUAUCACCAUCAGUACCACUAGGUGGACUUGGAUUAUUUUACAAGAGUCAACCUGAUUAUGGCGGGUUUUUGGCUUUCAAACAUAUUUCCCCAAAAUUCAUACAUUUCAUUAGUAACAACUACGUCAAUAAAUUGACUAUCACAUCCCCAGCUGCUUAAUUCAUUGAGUAUUCAGUAUUGCCUACAUGCAGAUGAUGUUACAGUAAAACUUACACAAUUUUGCUAGAUAUAAGCAUAUAUAAUUAUACCUGCUCAGAUCUAAUCAUAUAUUAGCAGAUAUAGAGAUGUAUUAUGAUUGAUAUCCAAGUAGAUAUGCGUAUAUCCAAGCAUAUAUAAGUAUAUCUGCUGAGAUCCAACUAUAUAUAAGCAGAUAUAAAAAUUUAUAUCCAAGCUGAUAUACUUAUAUCCAAACAUAUAUGUACAUAGAGUUAUGUCUGAUCAGACCCAACUGCAUGUAUAUGGGUAUAUAGAUGCAAAAAUAAUUCAUAUCCAAGAAUUUAUGACUAUAUCCAAAAAUGUGUGUCUAUAUGUAGCCAUAUUUGGUCAGAUCCAAUAAUAUUUAAAUACAGGUAAAGCUCCUGAAUCGUCGAACUGACGGGGUUCUACUGCGAACAAGACAUUAAAUAUAGAGUUUUUUUUAGUCUAAUUAUACACCAAUAUCUGAGUUAUAUACGAAAAUUAAAAAUUUUUUUUUUCUUACUGAUUUUGAUAUAUA